Messenger RNA from Peromyscus leucopus (white-footed mouse), 2259 nucleotides. RefSeq names its product junction adhesion molecule like (gene Jaml). The record is from RefSeq and is a predicted model, not a curated record. NCBI's taxonomy places the organism in Eukaryota, Metazoa, Chordata, Mammalia, Rodentia, Cricetidae. Bases 1073 to 2215 code for a protein of 380 amino acids. Gene Ontology annotation, biological process: neutrophil chemotaxis; neutrophil extravasation; heterophilic cell-cell adhesion. Gene Ontology annotation, cellular component: membrane. Gene Ontology annotation, molecular function: cell adhesion molecule binding. The transcript is spliced from 14 exons.
CCUGAUGAUGUGCCAAUGAACAACACACCUGUUUGGGAUGGGUAACCGUUGCUUCUUCACACAUGUUUUCUGUUGGGAGAACUCAGUGUGCCCUACGUGGUUUAAUGGUCGUCGUCGUCGUCGUCAGUUGUGUUUGGGUGACUUGGAGUAUUUGGCCCCAAUUUCUUUAGACUCAGUAGGCUCACAAGUUGUAGGCUUGCUUUGACGGGGUCUUUUAAGUAUUAAAGUGUUACUGUCCAUUCACAGUUAAGGAAACAAGUUUUGAGGUAGAAGAGUCUUCCUCAUUUUUCUUGCUAGGUACACUUUGGGCCCAAGAGUCUGCUCUUUUGCGUUCCUACAGCUGACUAAUUUGUGGUUUCCUCCUUGGUUUUUCAAGUCAGAGGCCAGAAAUGCCUCUUACGAAGAAGGUUUCUAGGGGCGACUUCUGAAAGACGUUUUGUCGUCCUUUGCUGGGCUCACUGUCCAUCCCAGGCUGUCCUCUCCUGCCUGAGCCUUCCGGGUGCUGAGAUUUCAGACAUACACCUCUCCACCUGGCCCAUUUGAGAUCUUGCUUGCAGAGUCUGUAAUCCAGAAGGGGAAGUAAAACCUGCAGGGACCCAGGCCACCUCAGAAGGCACGCAGACAUCUGAUUGCUUUGAGCUCGCCUUACUCGGCUGGCAGACGUCUCUCAGUUGGUGUGGGGGAUGCUGUGGCGCGAGAUCGUGAAGCGUUGCUUUUUCCUGGGCGCUGUCAUCUUGGCAAUCUAUAGAUCCUGUAGAACAAGGAUUGGUGGAGCACAAAUACAAGCAAGACGUACGUGGUCUUGUCCUUGGGACUGCACAGACUUCAAUAGGCAUUGGCGACAGACAUGCAAAUUAGCCAUCACUCCUCUGUCUGCUCUUCUCUCUUGGGGAAUCCUGUGAGAGCUGAGAACUCUUCGCUGAGCAGAGAAACGAACUCAGUAGCUCCUUGAGAAGGCAUAGCUAAGGUGUAGUGAGUCGAGGAAGACCCAGGGAAGGAACCUCCUUGAGUAGUUUCCAUUUUCCAAGUGGAUUUUGUUGACUGGAAUACAGAUCGAAAACUUGAAAGCAGUAUGCUUUGCCUCCUGAAACUGAUUGUGAUUCCAGUGAUUCUGGGUGAUCCUUGGGGCCUGGCUGACAUGACUGUCUCCCCUGAGCUGACCGUGCAUGUGGGUGAUUCAGCUUUCAUGGGAUGUGUUGUCCAGAGCACAGAAGAGAAACAUGUGGUCAAAGUAGACUGGAUACUCUCAAACGGGAAAUAUGCUGAGAAUGAAUACGUGCUAUACUAUUACUCCAACCUUAGCGUGCCUACGGGACGCUUCCAGAACCGUUCCCAUUUGGUGGGGGACAUCUUACGAAAUGACGGUUCUCUCCUGCUCCAAAAUGUGCAAGAGGCCGACCAGGGGACCUACACUUGUGAAAUCCGCCGCAAAAGUGAGAGCAUGGUGUUUAAAAAGUUUGUGGAACUGCGCGUGCUGCCAGAGGAGCCUAAAGAGCUCACAGUCCAUGUAGGCGAUUCAGUUCCGAUGGGAUGUUUUUUCCAGAGCACAAAAGAGAAACAUGUUACCAAGGUGGACUGGAUGUUUUCUUCUGGGAAGCAUAACAAGGAGGAGGUUGUCUGGCGCUAUGACUUCGACAGCUAUGACUUCAAGGAGCGUAGUGGGUUCUUCCAGAACCAGGGCCGCUUCCGAAACCGGGUAAACCUGAUGGGCGACAUCUCCCGAAACGACGGCUCUAUCAUGCUUCAGACAGUGAAGGAGUCUGACCAGGGAGUCUACACCUGUCGCAUCUACCUGGGCAACCUGGAGUCCAGGAAAACCAUUGAGCUGCGUGUGGUCCAGGAGAGAUCUCAAAUGUCAAUUUCAACAACUCCUCGACCCAAGACUGAUCAGCUGACGAUCCUGGAUGGGAAUCAGCUGGUGAUAAUUGUGGGGAUUCUCUGUGCCACCUUCUUGCUGCUCCCUGUUUUGAUACUGAUUGUGAAGAAAACCCAGUGCAAUAAGAGUUCAGUGAAUUCUACCCCUUCCUUGAAGAGCCUGGAGAGCAAAGAGAAAGCUAAUCCAGAGAAACAUGUCUACUCCUCAAUAACUACAUGGGAGGCGAUGGAUGAAGGACCAAGUGGACAAUCAGAGGCCACCUACAUGACCAUGCACCCAGUUUGGCCUUCUCCCUCCAAAGCACCCAGUUUGGUCCUCUCUCCAGUCAGAUCCAAAUAAUCCAGUUGGAAAAAAAAAAAGUCAGCUUCGGGAAUUCCCCAAAA